Messenger RNA from Dissoconium aciculare CBS 342.82, 1975 nucleotides. RefSeq lists its product as uncharacterized. The record is from RefSeq and is a predicted model, not a curated record. The transcript has a single exon. NCBI's taxonomy places the organism in Eukaryota, Fungi, Ascomycota, Dothideomycetes, Mycosphaerellales, Dissoconiaceae. Gene Ontology annotation, molecular function: zinc ion binding; DNA-binding transcription factor activity, RNA polymerase II-specific. Gene Ontology annotation, biological process: regulation of DNA-templated transcription. Bases 163 to 1539 code for a protein of 458 amino acids.
CGACUCGUCUUCAGUGACCGUCUUGAGCCCAUCUAUCUCAUCAACCUUUACAUCUUACAUCCUUCCUUCACAACUUGACUGAUAUAUCGACAUUCAUACAAUAUCUUAUGCUCUCGUUCCCAAGGAAAUCUGCAUGAUCAGCAGCGUGAUGGUCAUGUCAACAUGUCAGCCUUCCAUCACAUCGUCACUCGAGGUCAAUGCUGCAAUUGCGUCGUGUGCAAGACAAUAUUUGAAACUUGGAUAAGGUUUGAUACAGUCAUGACUGGCCGAUCUAGAUCUAGCGACAGUACCACAUCAGCAAUCAUGCUCGAGUUGAAGGACUCCAUCGAGAAAGCCUUCGUUGAGCUGCAUGGUUUUCAUCGACAGGACUACCAUCAAACCGAUGAAGAGUCUCCACUGCAUCGGCGAGUUGCUAUUCAGCCACCGUAUGAUGAGACCAAGGGAGACAACUCGGGUCGUCGACGAAGCAGAAGAGGCGAGUUCGAGGCCAUCGUUGAUGUGUCGGCCCGACCUCGAAUGCUGACCAGCUCAUCAGCUGACUCCUUUUCAGAGCCCCUCGACGCACACUCAAGCGCUUCGAUCGUGCAAAAGUCGCUUUCCUCGCUACGCGUGACGGAAGUAGCAAUAGAUCCGAAAGACUUCAACAUCAGCCAAUACCUAAAGAAGGUUGUAAAGCCUCGACUCAACUCACUCGACCUCCUUCGACAAGAGACAAAUGCAUUCGCUCCAACAUGGCCGCGAGGUAAUAGUGACGCAGGCACCACACCUGACAGCAAGGACAGUCCUGCUGUGACUCGUCAGCAAUUCAUUGUCUGCGAUCAUUGUCGUUCACACGGACUUAAAUGCAACGAGGCGCCGGUCUGCCAAGAGUGUAUCCUCCGCGAGAUCGCAUGUAUUCACCACUCCUGUCGACUUAGUGCCAAGUCCCGCAAGGAUUGCCUCCGUUCAGUUUGCUAUUACGUCCACGAAGACCACAUGCCAGACGCGCAAGGUAUCCACAACCCUGCCGAUCCCGACUGGAUCGUGUUGCCAGGUAAGCUUCUGGAGUAUGGAUCUGCGGGACAUGUUGCGCGCAUGGCGGGCACCUUCAGCGCUGAAGUCCAGAUCGCUCGGGCCAUUCAAACACCUUCGCAUCAGGCAGAUGCUAAACGUCGAAUCCUCGAGUGUGUGGAGAAGAAUGCCAUCGACCUGGAAUCAAUCGUUAUGACAUGCACUUGUAUUGAGAACGAGCGCCUACUCGAGACUGUGGUCGAGCACCCGCAGGAAACGACGCCUCUGGCCUCGCCGUCCGGGGUUUUCGAAACUACUGCUAUGCUCUCACCGCCAGAUCUAAGUGCUCACAGGCCGGUACCACCCGCGAUGAACGUGGUCUCGCCGCGUGCUGCAACCUUCCGACAGGGUUUCAGUACGCCGUGUACAACUCCCAUUGUGUCAGAAUUUAGAUGGGACAGUCAGUCAAGCUUCGGAUCGCCGUCGAGCGCGCGGGUUGGUCAUCUACCUGGGCUUGGCCUGGACGACUGCUCGCCGCCCAAGUGGUGAACGCUGCUGCUGUAUCAUCAGUGUACAUGUACGAUAUCGGAGUACUGGAGUGCAAGUGUGAAAGAAUCUGCAUUAUGCCGUGGAUGCAAAAGGGGAGGUACACAAUGCUGACUGGACAUCUUCGCCGUUGGAAUUGUCAUCACAAGAUUCUGAGCUGCUGUCAAAUCAUGUCAAUUGGUGCAGCAUCGUGGAUAGGCUCGCACCGAGAAAAGGUUUUAGUUUCGUUUCGUUUCAUGUGCCGUGUCAGCGUGAAGCGGAAACCCCAUCUAUUUCACAUUCAUCAUCCUUGAACCUUGAAGGUUCUUCCACUGGCCGUUUUUCGUUCCUUCUCCUCUGCUUCCGGACGAGCACGCCGCAACACCUGCAAGAAGUCUGCCGUCCUUCGGCGCAUACGGCUGUGAAUAUAAGCCUUGCUGGCCUUGAUGUGGUAGUGGAA